UAAGCAGGAAGGUCUAUUUUACCGAAACAUUGUGGUGUAUGAUGGAUGACUAGGAAAGACAGAUCAUACACACGUGCAACCUAUGAAUAUGCGAAAAAGGAAAUGAUUGCCCGGCUUUACAAGUUGAUGCAAAUCUGUUGCUUAAGGUUUAUUUUAGCCGUGCAUUAAGGAAAAGGAUUUUUGCGAAAGCGUCACAGAAUUGCAUUCUAUAACCGGCAGGUGGCGCCGUGUCCGCCAGUGCCUAGGAAGGUGGCCAUUUUUGAAGAAACGCGCACGCGUUCUUUUUCAAACGGGAUGGAGCGUAACAGUUUCCUCACGCAGCCACUUCCGUAGGGUGAAUGUCGACAAGGAGCGUAAGAAGGGUGUCGGUUUCGAGGUAAAAGAAGUGAAACCUCAUUUUUUUGGCCUCUUCGUGGAUGUUUUUCAAGCAGCAACGGAAAGGCCACCUAAGUGUCUUUUCCACAGGUGCUGUUCUCACUGUCUGUCUGUUGAGGACAUCCCUCUGUAAAACGAGGACCAGGAAAGAAGUUCUGAGGAAGCAACACGGGCAGGCAGCAUGGGCACAGAGGCAGCCAGUACAGAGCGCUUCCUGCGCGAGUUUGUGGAAGAGUUUCCCGAACCACUCAGCCCAGAAGACCCGCUGCCCCUCACACCCACGAGUGGCCGGAUUGGUGUCGGCGAGGUGCGGGGCGAGAGCCUGGACUGGGCACAGCGACUGCUUGCUGCCAGGAAAGCCCCACCUCUGCUGACUGCCCUGCUUUGCCACACAGCUGUGACAGAGCUCCUGAAGAGCGACCUGACCUCCUGUCACUGCACCACGGACCCCGAGCAGGAGCCAAUCUUGCUCCAGUCCAGCUCUGUUCAGCGGAUUCUCUUCAGCAAGCUGUGGGAGGUUGUCUUCUCCUGGCAUCAGACCCCCCCCGCCCUGCCCUCAGGCCCCUCACGCUUCCUCCUCUGCUCCACACACGCCAUCCGCAACAUGCGCCGAAAGAUGGAGGACCGGCAUGUGGCCCUUUCAGAAUUCAACCAGAUGUUUGGAAUCCAGGAUGGGGUGGACCGCGGGUACUAUGCGGUUUUUGAUGGCCACGGUGGGGUUGAUGCCGCCACCUUUGCCGCCACCCACCUGCAUGUGCUGCUGGGCCAGCAUGAGGCGCUAGCAAGCAACCCCACUGAGGCCCUCAGGAACUCCUUCAGCUGCACAGAUGACAUGUUCAAGGAGAAAGCUACUAGAGAGCGCCUGCGCAGCGGCAGCACGGGUGUGGCAGUGCUCCUGGCGGGUGAUUGGCUGCACGUGGCCUGGCUAGGGGACUCCCAGGCUAUGCUGGUGCGGCAGGGUGACCCGGUCACGCUCAUGGACCCCCACAAGCCAGAGCGCGAGGAUGAGAAGCAAAGGAUCGAAGACCUGGGAGGAUGCAUCACUUUCAUGGGGUGCUGGAGAGUCAAUGGCACUUAUGCUGUUUCUCGGGCAAUUGGUGACUUUGAUCAGAAGCCGUACAUUUCCGGUGAUGCGGACUGCGCCUCGCUGCAGUUGGAUGGGCAGGAGGACUACGUGUUGCUGGCGUGCGACGGCUUCUUCGACACAGUACGGCCGGCUGAUGUGCCAGGGCUGGUGCACGAUGCGCUGUUGGAGGGUGCAGGUGAGGUCGAUGCCGUCGCCCAACAACUGGUGGCGCAGGCCAAGGCGGCAGGCUCCAGCGACAACAUCACCGUGCUGCUGGUGUUUUUGCGUGAGCCGGCGCUGCUGCUCCACGAGGCAGGACAUCCCCCCAGACCGGCAGCCAGGCUUCCCCCAGACGGCACCCCUGCUCACCGGCAGGACGCAGAGGGGGGCCCAGUGCUGCCCUGAGCCGGUAGCUCAGCUUUGCAGUGUGUCAAUCUGCUGGGUCCUUUCUUUCUUACACCUGUGCCAGUCAGUGAUCCACACGUGCCCUCAGCAGCGGCCGGCCGGCCGGCCGGCGAUCCACACGUGCCCUCAGCAGCGGCCGGCCGGCCGGCCGGCGAUCCACACGUGCCCUCAGCUUUCUGACUGCAUCGUGGACAUAAAUAGCGCCCUGCCAAACUCAGCCAAACAAGUUCUGCUCUAGCUGCCUGUCUUUUGUCAGAUGGUGCAUUAUUUGGGUCACUGUUACACUCAAAGGCCUGGUUUCACCCUCAUGUUCGGAUGCCUGUGUGUGUCUGUGUCUUCCUGAAAUCUGCUCCGUGUCGCCUUCAUACUUGAUACGUAUCUUAUCGUAUCGUGUUUACAUGUGUGUAUGUGUGUGUAUAUCCAGCAGUACGUGUGUGUGUGUUUGCAUCAUUGAUGUAUGUAGUCAUUCUUCUGUGCUGUGAAAAAGCUCCCUUCCCCAUCAAUACAGGACACAACAAACCAGCUGCAAAACAAAAUGAAUAUUUUGGCCAAGUUUUCAUGUCUGCUAUUGUUGUGCUCCCCAGUAUUGCCGGUUGGUUAGACUCACCAAAGACUGCUUUACUGCUGAGGAUAUGCCUUAUGACUGAGGCCCACAGGUAUCUUCAGCUGGGGCUUUGGGUAUUACUGUAUUACAAAUGUCAUUAAUAAUUUAAACCCUGCUGGCAAAUGGCUGUUAUAUGAUGUCACUGGGCUAUCAAUAGAAGACCAAAGCAUAUUGGAUAAAAGCUAAGAAGAACAGUGAGUGCUGGAGUCAAAUGACCCGCCUCAGAUUAUCAGACAGGCAGUCUCCUCCAAAUCUCCCCUGGCUUUUGGAUUGACUGUAAACGGCAGCCAAUCGCAGCAGCUAUUGGGAGAGAUUUGAUCAUGAGUGGAUAAGAGAUUGUACUGUUAAUGAAGGGCUGGUUAAUGGAUGGGACACCAGUUAAGAGUGAAAUUAAGAUUACUCAAAGAUGAAUCCAAUCUCCAGUAAGGGUGUAAUGUAUCUUGGGGGUUAGUUGCUUAGCGCAUAUGCGGCAAAAUAUUUUAUCUGUAAAUCCACACUGUAAAGCCUGCAAAUGAUUUAAUCUGACAAUGAACGUAACUCAUAUUUGACUUGACUUCCCCACAAUGCAGUAUGACUGCUGGGAAAUGUUAGAACAGUUUAUCGCAAACUCUGGCGCUUUCUCUUUGAGAUUAUCAAUAUCUGAUAACACUUUGUGUGUCUGUGUCUGUGGGGGUGUGUGUUUGCGACUCAAAUGCUGCAUCAUGAAACCUGAAGUCAGUUUUGUACCAAAGACAAACAUUUAGUUCAGCACACUACGCCACCAAGUUUUUGAAUUACUAAUCUGUUUUGCUGUGUGUAAAACUACUGGCUGCAGCGACAACAGUAUGUUUUUGCUUAAGCAGCAUUUGAAGACGUGAAUGAGCAGCCUAGCAGUGUUACACCGGGGUGUUCAAGCAUAGUUACAGCUGCCAGUAGUAGCGCUAUUCUGUUAAGCCAUUUAAUUGAUGACAUAAAUUGUCAGAUAUUCCAUAUCAAACAAUAAAAUGAGGUUUAGUAUUACAUGUGGUGCUAGUUUGAAAUGAAUUCUGGGGAGACAUACAACAAUCUCUGCAUAGUUUCAGAAAUGUUCUGGAAAGCAGCUUCUGCGUUCUCUGUUCAGGAUGACUGUUCAUCUUGCAGCAUGAAAGUCUUUUCUGAGUAGGUUGUGAAAUUUUGUAUUAUUCAGUAUUAAACUCUGCUAUUUGUCCUCGUGUUUUGUGUUCAGUAAAUUACAUGUAUUGUUCAUAUGGCUGUUUGUAAACUAGUUUUUAAAGCACUGUUUUUAAAUAGUGGGAGAGGUAACAUUUUUAUAUUGAAAUAUACAGUAUUUCUGCAGCUGAUUUUGUAUUUGGCCCUUAUACUUCAUUUAAACAAUUCAUGAUGGUAGAUGCCAUCUUAUAGAGAUUACUUUGUAAGUGCCUUACCCAGUUAAUACUUGUCAGUGUCACCAUGGCAUUUAGUGUAAGAGUAAGGAAACUGUGAAGGACAUUUUCACAAAUGUCACAUCAAAAAUCUGUUCAACUCUGCUGAGAUGAAUCAGACUUUAGGUUGACUUUUUGCUUUUCUUUGGAGUUGGGUUUCAAUAUUAAAUGUCUUAUACAGUGUUUAUUAGUUGUAAGUGCUGUAAUUGUAAGGUAAACAAGUCCCUAUGUAAGUAUGUGUGUUAUCCACUGUUGACUGUGUUGAUCAGUAUUUGUGGUACAUUCAGUAUUACUUUUAAGAGCAUUUAUGAAACUACUCUGCUGUCUACCCGCUACUGUAUGUUUAUUCUUAACACACAUAAUAAAACUUAAAAGUAAAACUAA
Paramormyrops kingsleyae is the source of this 4234-nucleotide messenger RNA. RefSeq names its product protein phosphatase, Mg2+/Mn2+ dependent, 1F (gene ppm1f). Gene Ontology annotation, biological process: negative regulation of protein kinase activity; protein dephosphorylation. The record is from RefSeq and is a predicted model, not a curated record. Gene Ontology annotation, molecular function: protein serine/threonine phosphatase activity; cation binding. Gene Ontology annotation, cellular component: cytosol; nucleus. Lineage: Eukaryota; Metazoa; Chordata; Actinopteri; Osteoglossiformes; Mormyridae.